UGGUGGUGAUGGAGGUGGUAGCAGAACGACGGAGGUGUGGAGGUGGUGGAUGUGGAGGUGGUCGUGGCGACGGCAAAAGCAGCACCAGCAGCAGCACCAAGCUCCGUCACGUACGUUCUAUCUAUCAUCCAUCCAUUUCGUCGUGAAAGAGACAGAAGAAGAUUCUAAACCGAAGUACCAGUGUCUGAGAAAGAGAGAAGAAGAAAAAGGAAAAGAAGAAGAAGGAAGCAGAGGUAGAGGUAGCAGGCAGGCAGGCAGGAAGAUGAAGGGGAUGAUGCUGCCCGCGUUCUUCCUGGGCGUCCUCUUGGUCUCUCGCGUUCAGGCGGUGUCUGAGAGGUUGGAACUUGCACCAGCUGGAGGAAGAUCUGAACCCCAAGUCGCAACGUUAUGCGAAGUCGGUGAGGUUUACCUGGCACAACACAUGGGCGAGCAAGGUAGAUGGGUGUCGUCGACCGAUAAGAAGAGUUGUAUGACAGACAAACUCGAGAUUUUAGAAUAUUGUAAGAAGGCAUAUCCAAAGAGAGACAUCACUAACAUUGUCGAGUCGUCACAUUAUGUCAGAGUUAGUGGAUGGUGCAAACCUGGUAGAACCAAAUGUAAAUUGUCCAGAUGGGUUAAACCAUAUAGAUGUUUGGAGGGUCCCUUCCAAAGUGAUGCACUUCUUGUACCGGAAGGAUGUCUUUUCGAUCAUCUACAUAAUCAAACUAAAUGUUGGGAAUCUCAUAGGUGGAACUCAACAGCUGCUGAUACCUGCAGAGAACGUAACAUGAACCUAAGAAGUUUUGCCAUGUUGCUACCAUGCGGGAUAUCACUCUUCUCUGGUGUCGAGUUCGUAUGCUGUCCGAAACACCUGAAAGAAACUGUAAAAGUGAAGAAACCAAUCGAUUUACCGAUUCCAAAAGGAGUUGAUUAUGAUCUUGACGACGAUCUCGAUGACGAGGAUGAUCUUGAUGGUGAAGCCGACGAGGACAAUGAUUCUGAAAGUGAUCUCGAUGAUGUAUUCAGUGAUCAACCUGACGAUGACGAAAGUGACGAAGAAUAUUUAGACGAUUAUGAUACAACUACAAGCCGACCGUCCACAAUAUUCUCAACGACUGAAAAAGUUAAACAAGAAGCAACGGCAAUGCCUUUACCAAUUAGCAGCAGCACGCAACAACCAUCUCAAUCACAAGGUACACCAGACCCUUACUUGACUCAUUUUGAUCCACGAUCAGAACAUCAGAGUUACAAGCAAGCACAGAUGAGGCUCGAGGAAGUACACAAAGAGAAAGUAACAAAAGUGAUGAAGGAUUGGAGUGACCUCGAGGAAAGGUAUCAAGAUAUCAGAGCUCAUGAUCCAGUUGCAGCUGAUGCUUUUAAACGAUGGAUGACUGCACGAUUCCAAGAAACCGUUGCAGCCUUGGAAGAAAGUGGUGCUGCUGAGAAACAUCAGCUCAGUGCUAUGCAUCAACAACGAGUGCAAGAAGCUGUUAAGCAGAGAAAUGAAGAAGCUAUGUCCUGUUACACUGCUGCUUUGAAUGAAACUCCGCCAAAUACUCAUCGUAUUCAGAAAUGCCUACAAAAGUUGCUUAGAGCUCUUCACAAGGAUCGACACCAUACCAUUGCUCAUUACAAACAUUUACUCGACAGCAGUUUGGAACAAGCUCAACGCGAGAAACCAGCGACACUGGAACAUUUGGCAGAAAUUGAUAGAAUUACAAACCAAAGCUUAUUGAUGUUGGAACGAUAUCCUGAUCUGAGUGCAAAAAUCGGGCGUUUAAUGGAUGACUAUGUUUUGGCGCUUCGCAGUAAGGAUGAAACACCAGGUUUAUUGUUAGCAAUGACUCGAGAGGCAGAAGCAGCUAUUUUAGACAAGUAUCAAGCGGACGUUGCUAGCAAACAAGAAGAAAAAGAACAUCAGAAGCAAUUAGAACGUGCACGUAAGGAAAAACGUAAGGGUGAACGUGGUGAAUUACGUGCAGAACAAGAACAACAUGAAGAAAAUGAUUCAGUGAAUGACAAUAAGUAUUCUUCGCAGCAGUCUGAACAACCGGCUCCCGUUGCAACGCUGCAUAAUGAAGGAGUGGUUAGGGCAGCACACAGUAUGACUCAUGAUGCCUCACAUUCUGAACCGGGAUAUUUAGUAAGACGUGAAAUAUAUCACAAAGAGAGCCGAUCUGUCUAUUUUACGCUAGCAUUUGCUGGAAUCGCACUUAUGGCAGCCGCAAUCGUUGGAGUUGCUGUAUUCAAGAGACGUAAUGCGAGAAGCCCACACAGCCAGGGUUUCAUUGAAGUUGAUCAAGCAGCUACACCGGAAGAACGACAUGUAGCCAACAUGCAAAUAAAUGGCUAUGAAAAUCCGACAUAUAAAUAUUUCGAGGUGAAAGAAUAAUUGAUUGAUUUUAGUCGGAACAUUUUAUCCGCUUUUAAAUAAUAAAAGCUGGUCUCAAAUAGCUUUUUUUCUUUUUCCAUAAUUAUUAUUAUUAUUAUUAUUACUACUACUACUACUACUACUACUUACAUUAGUUCCAUUUAAAUUACGAACGUCUCAUCAAUUUAUUUUAUUUUCGUUAUAAUAUUGAUUGAAUAAUAUUUUCUAUGAACAAAAGAAAAAAAAAGAAAAAUAAACAAGCACGAGACACUUCCGAAGAUUCGAUUAUUUAUGCGCUUACAUUGUGCUUGCACAGCUAAAAUAAUACUCAUUUAAUCUGAAAUUAGCUGUCAUAAGUCGUAAAAUAGGCAGUGAUGUUAAUUCACAUAAUGUAUAGCACAAGAAAUUCGAUGAUAAUGUAUUUGUAUAUGUUUCAAUCCCCCCAUCAAUGAUGUUAUAAUGAAAUGGGGAGAAUUGUUAUCAUUAUAAGAUUGCGGAAAUUAAUACCAUCUAUGAUGACAGUGCGUAAAAAUUAUGAAGAAGAAUUAUCUAGAUAAGAAUCAGUGUGUAUAUCUUAUACAUAAUGAUGAUAUACGAUUUAAAUGUACGUGCCAUAUGGAAAUGGAUGUCAGAUAAUUAUUAUUAUUAUUAUUAAAAAAAAAAAAAAAAAUGCCUGUCUCUUCGGAAGUGCCUCCUGCUCAAUAAUAUUAUUUUUCAUCAUCAUAAAUAUCGAAGAGAAACUUUCUCAGGAAGGAGCAUUGCUCAUGAUAAACGAUUUUGCAUUAGUUUGAUAUCAUCUUUGAUAUUCCUUCAAUUUUUUAUUAACUUAUUGACUUUUUCAUCAUAAAAAAAAGAGGAUUGCGAGAAGUACCCGA
Messenger RNA from Polistes dominula (European paper wasp), 3225 nucleotides. RefSeq names its product amyloid-beta-like protein (gene Appl). Gene Ontology annotation, biological process: axonogenesis; central nervous system development. The record is from RefSeq and is a predicted model, not a curated record. Gene Ontology annotation, molecular function: heparin binding; transition metal ion binding. Gene Ontology annotation, cellular component: neuronal cell body; neuron projection; membrane. NCBI's taxonomy places the organism in Eukaryota, Metazoa, Arthropoda, Insecta, Hymenoptera, Vespidae.